Didymodactylos carnosus is the source of this 495-nucleotide messenger RNA. NCBI's taxonomy places the organism in Eukaryota, Metazoa, Rotifera, Eurotatoria, Philodinida, Philodinidae. The record is from the annotation of a GenBank genome assembly.
AUGGUUACCAAACGUGUGAAUGCACUUAUUGUCGCUAAUUCUCCACUAUUUAUUGGAGUUGAUCGAGUAGAAUACACGGAUCAGUCGUAUGGUAUGAUUAUACGGCUAAUUCGAUUGUCAUUAGAUCGCAUGAUGACGUCAGCUGAUUAUCAUAAUCAUCAACGUUCUCAUCAGCUAAAUGGAUCUGGCAGUGAUGAUAGUACAAAAAAUGUAGACGAUGAUUCUGAGUUACUUGAACUUGAAACAGCAUUGAAUGAUAUUGAAAAAGCAAUGGACAAAAUUGAAUCACAUAAUGAAAAGAUACAAAAUAAAUUACAUGACUUAUUAGAGUCAAAUAGACAAAUGGCAAAAGAGUUUACGGAUAUUCGACGAACAAUGAAUAAUAAAUUAAAAGAAGUUUCGUAUGAAUUAGAACAAGCACCGCAUAUUGCACACGAUUUAUCAUUAAGUACAAGUAGUGCAUUGACAAAAAUUGAGAAUGAAAUGUUAGAUUAG